Molecule: messenger RNA, 990 nt
Organism: Ipomoea triloba (trilobed morning glory)
Lineage: Eukaryota; Viridiplantae; Streptophyta; Magnoliopsida; Solanales; Convolvulaceae
Product: protein MIZU-KUSSEI 1
Exons: 1
Coding region: 133-951 (272 amino acids)
Biological process (GO): hydrotropism
Source: RefSeq, a predicted model, not a curated record
AAACAACCACCUUUUUCUUCUCUAGGGUUAUCCAUGAUCCAAAACCAUUCUUAGUUAUAUAUAUAUGACUCUAUAUAGUAUUACACAAGCUAGGGCUGAUAUUUCAAGACUCCUCUCUUUUGGUCCCAAGCUAUGGCAUUUCCAUUCAAGAACCAAAACCUUAAACAAACCAUACCAAUACCAUAUACAAGUCCCUUCCACCACAUGGAAAACCCUGACCUUUUAUCAUUACUCCAACGUACCACCAAUUCUAACAAUAAUAUUAUUCAUACCCAUCAUCAUACCAAUAGAAAUUCCGACGAAAAGAAUAGUAAUCAUGCCGGCCGGAAAAGGAAACCCUCCGGCGGCGGCGCCGGCGGUCUUCUCCGGAUGUUCAAACUCCUGCCCAUGCUAACCACCGGCUGCAAAAUGGUGGCGCUGCUAGGGAAACAACGGCGGCCGGCGAUGUUGACCGACAGUGCGUCGACGACGGGGACGCUAUUCGGGUACCGGAAGGGUCGGGUCAGCCUGGCGAUCCAGGAGGACCCGCACCGCCCGCCCGUUUUCAUGAUCGAGCUCCCCAUGCUCACCGCCGUGUUCCACAAAGAGAUGGCGAACGACGUCGUCCGCCUGGCGCUCGAGAGCGAGACCAAGACCCACAAGAAGAAGCUUCUGGAAGAGUUCGUGUGGGCCGUGUACUGUAACGGCCGGAAAAUGGGCUACUCUAUUCGCCGGAAAAACAUGACCGACGACGAGACCCACGUCAUGCAGCACCUCCGGGGAGUUUCCAUGGGCGCCGGCGUGCUUCCCGGCCCCUCGUCGGAGAAGGACACCGCCGACGGAGAAAUGACGUAUAUGCGGGCCCGGUUUGAUCGGAGAGUAGGGUCCAAAGAUUCUGAAGCUUUAUACAUGAUUAAUCCUGACGGUGUUUCCGCUCAAGAAUUGAGCAUUUUCUUUGUAAGAGUGCGUUAAAUUUAAUGCCUACAUUAAAAAAAAAAAAAAAAAAAAAAA